Ciona intestinalis (vase tunicate) is the source of this 800-nucleotide messenger RNA. The record is from RefSeq and is a predicted model, not a curated record. NCBI's taxonomy places the organism in Eukaryota, Metazoa, Chordata, Ascidiacea, Phlebobranchia, Cionidae.
UGUGCCUGGCGGUUGGACCAUUAGUUUAACACGUGCAGAUAUGAAAUUAACAAUGUCAAAUUUUUCAGUAAUGAAAAAUUCACAUGAAUUAUCGAUAAUUAAUGUUGGGAAUUUUAGCAAAACAUCCGUUUGUACAAAAAUAUUGUUCACUUUUUAAUUGCUGAUACGUUUUCAGGUAUACGAGGACAGCAUGAUUCCGCUGAUUGCCCAGACACUCUCCAAGAUGCUUCAAAUAACUGAAGAUGACAUCAUGUUCCAGUUUGGGGGACAUUUCAUGACGUUCGUAUCAAGUUAUGGUUACGACCAAAUUACGAAAGUUCUCGGAAGAAGAAUCUGCGACUUUAUUAACAGUUUGGACAACUUGCAUGAUUACAUCAGCAACUUGUAUAAAGACAUCAAACCUCCGAGUUUCUACGUAGAGACGGAGGACGAUAAGGGUUUGACCUUCCACUACAACACACCAAGGAAAUACUUUGGUUAUAUUCAUUAUGUAAGAGGGUUGGUGCACACGGCUGCUAUAAUGCAUUACAAUCUGCAUGAUUCUGUUGUCGAAGUUGUAAAACAAGAAAUGUUGGGAGAAGUAAUGCAUGGAAUAAUAAGAAUCAAAUUUCAAAACGGGUCAGUUGGUAAACAAGGUGCGUGGAUGCCAGCUUUGGCCAAACUACGAUCGGUCACCCCGGUCAGCGUGAACAGCGAUGUAGUUCUCAACUCAUUCCCAUUCUCAAUUAUAUUUGGCGAGGUAAGUCGUGUGUGAAUCAUUUUCACGUAAUUGUUGAUAGGAUAAAAAACAUCUUGGUUUG